Messenger RNA from Ctenocephalides felis (cat flea), 1928 nucleotides. RefSeq names its product bifunctional purine biosynthesis protein PURH. The transcript has 11 exons. Gene Ontology annotation, molecular function: IMP cyclohydrolase activity; phosphoribosylaminoimidazolecarboxamide formyltransferase activity. The record is from RefSeq and is a predicted model, not a curated record. Gene Ontology annotation, biological process: 'de novo' IMP biosynthetic process. The coding region runs from base 108 to 1895 and encodes 595 amino acids. Gene Ontology annotation, cellular component: cytosol. Lineage: Eukaryota; Metazoa; Arthropoda; Insecta; Siphonaptera; Pulicidae.
UAACUUGUUUAUGAAUUCCAUUGUUGAUUAUAUAACAACAAGUGGUCGUUAGUUCAAUUUGUGACUUGUUGUGGACAUCUAGAGAUUGCUGUGCAGUUUUGGCAAAAAUGGCUAAUAGUGGCAGUUUAGCUCUGCUCUCCGUAUCGGACAAGACAGGUCUUCUGGAGCUAGGAAAAGCUUUAAAUGAAUUUGGUUUAACCUUAGUCGCCUCAGGAGGCACUGCAACAAGUUUAAGACAGGCUGGUUUAACUGUUAAAGAUGUAUCGGACAUCACAGGAGCUCCUGAGAUGUUGGGGGGACGUGUUAAGACUUUGCAUCCAGCUGUACAUGCUGGCAUACUGUCCAGGUUGACUGAUUCCGAUCAAUCCGACAUGAAAAAGCAAAACUACGACAUGAUAAGAGUGGUUGUCUGCAAUCUCUACCCAUUCGUCCAAACCAUUUCCAAGCCUGGAUGCACACAAGCCGAUGCUAUUGAAAACAUUGAUAUCGGUGGAGUCACUUUACUGAGAGCUGCUGCCAAAAACCACUCCAGAGUCACCGUCAUUUGUGAUCCUAAAGACUAUGAAAAGGUUUUGCAGGAAAUGAGAAACUCAGCAACGAGAGACACUACUUUGCAAACCAGGCAAAAGUUGGCUUUGAAGGCUUUUACUCAUACAUGUGAUUACGAUACUGCAAUUUCUGAUUACUUUAGAAAAGAAUACUCAUUUGGUGAAUCACAACUCAAUCUUAGAUAUGGUAUGAAUCCUCACCAAAAACCAGCACAAAUCUUCACAACGUUGCCCCAAUUGCCUUUAAAAGUCCUCAACAGUGCUCCUGGUUUCAUAAACUUAUGUGAUGCCCUUAAUGGGUGGCAACUUGUUAAAGAAUUGAAAAGGGCUCUUGGUUUACCAGCUGCCACCAGUUUUAAACACGUUUCACCUGCUGGGGCUGCUGUCGGGGUACCACUGAGCGAAGAACAGGCAAAGCUUUGCAUGGUAGACGACAUCUACUCCGAGCUAACACCAUUGGCAACUGCUUAUGCACGAGCUCGUGGUGCUGACAGGAUGUCUUCGUUUGGAGAUUUUGUUGCAGUUUCAGACGAAUGUGAUGCUGUCACUGCUAAAAUAAUCAGCAGAGAAGUCUCUGAUGGUAUUAUUGCUCCUGGAUAUACACCGGAGGCUUUGGAAAUUUUGAAAAAGAAGAAGAAUGGACUUUAUUGUGUACUUCAGAUUGAUCCCAACUACGAGCCCCAAGAAAUUGAAAGAAAGACCCUAUUCGGUCUAACAAUGGAGCAGAAACGCAAUGAUGCAGUUAUAGAUAAAGCACUGUUCUCCAACGUCGUGACUUCAGGUCCAAAAUUGACAGAAAGUGCUAUUCGUGACCUGAUAGUUGCAACUAUUGCCCUAAAAUACACCCAGAGCAACAGUGUGUGCUAUGCAAGAGACGGACAAGUUAUUGGAAUUGGGGCUGGACAGCAAUCCAGGAUCCAUUGCACCAGAUUGGCCGGGGAUAAAGCUGAUAACUGGUGGUUACGUCAGCACCCAAGAGUCACUUCAAUGAAAUUCCGCAAAGGAGUGAAACGUGCCGAAAUAUCAAAUGCCAUUGACAACUUUGUUAAUGGAACCAUAGGUAAAGACAUGCCAGUCUCCCAAUUCGAAUCAAUGUACGAACCAGGAAAUGUUCCAAAACUCUUAACCGAUUCUGAUAAGGCAGAGUGGCUGAAGCAGUUGUCUGGUGUUGCUUUGGGAUCUGAUGCAUUCUUCCCGUUCAGAGAUAACAUUGACAGAGCCAGACUGAGUGGAGUUUCCUACAUCGGCAGUCCAUCAGGUUCAAAUAAUGAUGAAGGUGUUAUCCAGGCUUGUAACGAGCAUGGAAUCGUUAUGGCUCAUACUAAUUUGAGACUUUUCCAUCACUAGAUUGUGAGGUACAGAUUUAUAGUAAUUUUGAUA